AUGUCUCAUCGACAACAGUUGGCUAGACUAACUGGUUACAAGAGUUAUGCAGACCGAGCACAACAACAUAUGAUACUGAGUGGGUACGAAAAGGCCGAAGAGUUUCUUGAUCUGGUGGGCACGGUGAGUUAAUGUGAUUUUUUGUAGUAAGGUUGGAAAGGUAGGAUAGUAAUUGCAAGAUAAGAUGAUUUUAGAGUCUGAAGCCGUUGGUUGAAGAAGAACUAGAAGAUGCAUAUCGGAUAUCUAAGGAUAACAAACUCAUCACAUCAAAGGCCGAACUCUCCAGAAAUACGGUUGAAGUCGCCUCCAAAAUUGAACAGCGAAAACUCUAUUUACAGUACGGUGAUGUCUCUAGAUUCUUUGGAUUCGGCCGUGUUCUGAAGGGCUUUGGAGAUUUGUGUAGCGAUUUGUACGGUAUUAGAUUGAAGGUCUCGAAGUCGGAUCCACAUGAAAUCUGGGAAGGACCAGUGGUGAAGCUAGAGUGUCACAAAGGAGACCAGUUCUUGGGUACCAUUUACAUUGAUGCAGAGAGUAGAAGGAACAAGUCUGAUGGGGAUUGUCAUUACACUGUCAAGUGCUCCAAAACGGUAGGAUUUUUGGUGGUACUUUAAGUUGUACCAACAGUACCAUCUUUUAUUUUGUAUUCGUGGUAUCACCAAUUUUUAUAUGAUAUACCUUUGCCAUUAACUUCCUAAAGCAAACAAUGAUUAUCUUUUUUAGAUGGACGAUGGUUCUCAUCAGAAGCCAAUCGUGGUACUAUCAUUGUCCUUUUUUACCGUAAAAAACCGUAAUAUGGAGCUGAAUGAACUUCUGGACUCUGUGACCAUAAACCUGCUACAUGCUGAGAACUUGUUCCACGAACUUGGUCAUGCUAUCCAUUCAAUGCUUGGUGCUACAAGAUAUCAGCAUACAGCUGGUACAAGAUGUCCAACAGACUUUGCCGAAGUUCCUUCGAACCUAAUGGAGUUCUUCUUCAGCGAUGCUAGGGUUAGUUUACAUAUGAUAAAUGGUGAAUGAUGUAUAUUAUAUACCUGUGGACCGAUUUUCCAAAUAUUUUUUUUUCGUUUUUCCACGUACAGGUACCUACCUACCUGUGGAAUUUUUUUCGGAUCAGCUCUGGGGGAGGGGGUACCCCCCCCCUACCCUCUCCCCAAACGGCGUCCCUGAUAUACACCAUAAAUGUUGACAGAGCUUUUUGAUGAUUAUUUAUUCAUUUUUAAUUGUUUACUAUUAUAGCUAUUACAAUAUGUGUAACAGAUUUGAUAGAAAACAAUUUUUAGGUACUGAAACGGUUUUGCAUGGAUCCAAGAGGUACCCUUUUCUCGGACGAACAUGCCAAAGCUCUUCACUCGGCCUUGAACAUGUAUCCAGCCUACUUCAGCACACUACAGUUACUUCUAGCCCGCUUCGAUCUACAAUUACAUCAUUCAGACGGCGAGUCUCCUAUGUCAUUGUACCACAAACUGCACCGUGAAGUACUGCCAAACAUGGCCAUACCCGCCGAUUACGCAUACCAUCAGAACUUUACCCAUCUCGUGACAUACGGAGCCAAGUACUAUUCGUACACGAUUGCCAAGGCUUGUGCCUCACAGAUCUGGCAGAAGCACUUUGAGCAAGAUCCAUUCUCGAGAGUAUCGGGAGAGCACUGGGCGUCAGUUCAAGCACGAGGAGGAGAACUACCCUCGGCCAAGCUACUGGAACUAGCAUUGGGAACGAAGUUGAGUGUGGAAGACCUAGCAGAAGCUUUCAAGUUACAUUGUAUUGAGUUGAGAGAUGCAAAGCUAUGA
Molecule: messenger RNA, 1787 nt
Organism: Bursaphelenchus okinawaensis
Lineage: Eukaryota; Metazoa; Nematoda; Chromadorea; Rhabditida; Aphelenchoididae
Source: the annotation of a GenBank genome assembly